UUCGUGAAGAUAAGCGACCCCCACUGAGAAACGUUGGUGUUGGUGUAACAGUUGAGGGUCAACCAGGGGGUCGUUGUCGGUGUUGCUAAAGCUAACUGACGGUCUCUGUGUGUGUUUUUAAUAACCGUAGCUACCGGCUAAGGAGGAGCCUCAGCUAAGCAAAGCAAAGCUAUUAACAAAACCUCUGCCCCGUUAAAGCUUUCUGGUGUUCGUCGUGUGGGUUCAUCGACGAUGCUCUAACUAAUCACUAAUUUAUAUCUCAAGAGUUGGCAGUUGUACUGGCAUGGCAUCUGUUUACUGAACUGCUCCAUCUUGUCUGCUAGCACCAAACAUUGGUGUGCAACUUCCCAGUGAAUGAGACUGACCCACCGUCACCAUGGAAACAGAAACAGAAGUUAUUCCUAUCUGGCAGAAUAAGCCUCAUGGAUCCACCCGCAGUGUCGUGAGAAGAAUAGGUUCCACUCUUCCGCUCAAACCUCCACAAAGGGCAUGUUUCCAGGAACUACCCGGCCUGCCCGCUCUUCGGCCUAUGGACGGCCCUAUUGUUCCUACCUUGGCAGACAUAGCAUGGAUUGUUGCAGAUGAAGAAGAGACAUAUGCCAGGGUGCGGAGCGACAGUCGCCCUCUGAAACACGAAUGGCGGCCCACGCCUCUCCUGGUGCUCCACAGAAACUCAUCUGUGCCCAACUUCCGCCGUGAGGGUAAAAGGAUGGAGGGGCUCAGGAAGCCCGGGUUGACGGCGCUGAACCGCACUACCGCCCUGCAGGACGAGCUCAGCAGACUUCGUGCACAGAUCGCCAAGAUUGUGGCAAGUGAUUCUGGCUCCAACCCCCUGACCCCUGACCUCCUCUCCCCUGACGACACAAGUAUGAGCUUCUCCAUGGCGCCUUUCGAGACGGCGCCCUACCAGCCGGCCGCCACAGCUGCCGCUUCCUUUGUCAUCAGCGACGUCACGGAGGAAGAAGAAGAAGAGGAGGAGGAGGAGGAGGAGGAAGAGGACGAUGAGAAAGAUGUGGUCUCAGUGCUGUCAGAGCUUGUCCCUGACCCUCUGCCGCCUGUUUCCAUGACGGCAUCUGCGACCUUUGACCUGGACAGACCCAGCAUGGACUUCCGCGAGGCAGAGGAGGAUACGGUGUCGUUAUCAAAGUCCACCAGCUUUGCUGACGUCAUGGACAUCCUGAAGGACAUGAACCGCAUGAAGAUGAGCAAAGACAGGUACAACAGAGGCUGUACGUCCCUCAGAGAGGAGGACUCAGCCUCUCUGAUUUCAGAAGCUCUGAGGAAAAAGUUUGUCCUGAAGGAAGAAGACACUGCUGCUAUGAAACGGAAAUAGCCUCGUCACGUGUUUAUCAUCAGUACCCAAUCCUGCUGCUCCAUGUAAGUCAGGACAGGGUAGUAGAAAGUAGUUUUUUUUUUUAUAUUUUGUAUAAUGAACCUUUUGAAGGCAUGUGGGUGGUUAUCAUUGGUAAUGUAUUCAGUGGCAGAUUAUUUUAGGUCACUUGUGGAUUCUUAGUUGUUGUUGUUUUUUCUCUCCCUCAUUAUUUUUAGGCCUUUGCCUGUGGAAUAUGUACCCAUGGAUCCACAACCUUGCUCCUCAGACCCGAGGCAAUAGCUGUCUGCCAGAGUUAGAACAAAAAAACACUUUGUCCCAGACAUCUAAAACCAAAUGUGAACUUCACAGCGCUGGUGCAGUGCGAGGAGGAACAGCCAAGUAUCCAUAACUAUAAUCAGUUUCAGCACUGCAUCGCAUCCUGCAAACAGUUUAUUUAGUCUAAAAUGGCUUUUAUGUUUAAAUUUAUUUUGAAUGAGGACUCAGCAGACUGGUUCCAUUGCUGUUCAGAAAGUUGAUCUCUGUUCAGGAUGUUUUAGAUGCAUGUUUUGAUUAUGUUAUAGCACAUUGUGCAGCGACUGACACCCAAACAAUACGUUUUUUUUUUUUUUUACUUAAAUUGAGGAAUGUCCCUUUAAAAAAAAAAAAAAGCCUUUUAUCCAUCCUGCUAGCAAGUCCUUCUGCUUUUGAAGUUUCCACAGAAGAGAUGCAAAUACACAUUUUAUUUUUGAUUUGUUUUUGCAGUUAUGUAAAGAAGUCUUCUAACAUACUUGAAAAUAUUUUAUGUACAAAUGAAACAGAUCUAGUGUACAUGCAGAGACGUACUGUAGCUUAUUACAGUGUGGACGGGGACAAAUAACGUUGCUGUUUAAUAUUUGCAUUACAGUACUGAGUUUGUAUGUUGCUUGCUCCACUGCACCUCUUAUGCCUCUCCUCCUGUUUGUGAUUAACAUAUAGAUUGGUAGUCACUGAACCAAAGGACGCUGAAAUUAAAACCCGAACUGAAAGGAGCAAGAGUAUGCUGAUGAUAUAGUUUGAAGUUUGAGGUGUAUAAAUCAAAAGAAUACUUUAUGAAGUGUGUGAGUUUGUAUUUCCAGUAAAAGCAACAGAUACAAUCCUGUAGAGAUCUUUUUUUGACACACAUUUCCUGGUAUGUAGAAUGUGCUGAUGGGUAGCUGAAACCACAUUUAUGAUGUUUCUUAACGACAUUAAAGAGGCAAUUUAAGUUUGGGCUGGGAUAACUGAGCUUUGUGAAGAGUUUGGGUAAAAUGCUUGCGUGAGUCAUGUUGAUAACAAUCAAUAUUCUUGUUGAUGCCUUACCACAGAUGUUUUUGCCUGUUUCCAAUGCCUGAUUUUUAUUCUCACACUGGUUCAAGUGCCAUGGGUUUAUUUUAACCAACCCCACCCCUCAUUGCCUGCCCUUUUCCCGAAUGUGCCCUCCAUCCUCAUCUUUACAAAGCUUCCCAUGUUUUAAUCUCACAAAACUUACAUACAUACACACAUAUAUAUAUAUAUAUAUAUAUACGUGUGUGUUUGUGUGUGUGUGUGUGUGUGUGUGUGUAUAUAUAGUGAUCGGUGAUGUUAAGGACCAGUUGUGUGUGUGUGUGUGUGUGUGUGCACUGCACUGCACUGCACUGCACUGCACUGCAUUGUGUAUUGCUGGAUGUUUGUUAAAAAUAACCCCUCAAAAGAGAAGACUUGCUGUUAUGUCCCCACACGUCACUCCCACUCAUUUUUUUAAUUAUCUCUCACAUUUAAGCCUGCGGGACUGGGAAUCCUUUAGUGUAGUUUUGCAGUGUGCAAAGUUGAUGCUAAGUUAUCUGUUUGGAUUGAACAAGAAUGUGCUCAUCUGUGUGUCGCUGUAUGCAGUGGAGUUAAAAAGUGUGUUUUCUAGAAUUGGCCAUCACCUUGUCUUUCGGUGAUUUUUCUCAAUUUUUUGGUCAAUCGAAUACGAAUUGAUUAGCUGAGAAAACGACUAUAUGCAAAUUUAAAUAUAUAUAUACGUAUUCACUGUAUGUCUGUACUUGAGAUGUUGAACCUUAUAAAGCAUAUUCUGCCAACUGCAUCACCAGUCCUGACAAUAAGUUGAGAGGAGAAUUUAGUUGAUGAGGAUUUUCCAGACUUCGUUUUGUUUUUCUUUAGUUUGAGGGUUUCUCACCAUUGUACCCUUUGUGUAGGAUUGAGCCCACCACCACCACCAAACCAUUUGUGUGUUUGUUUUUUGUUAUGUGAGGACUUGUAAAUAAAGAUUGGCUGAUGUUUUGAAA
Dicentrarchus labrax (European seabass) is the source of this 3597-nucleotide messenger RNA. RefSeq names its product mitochondrial fission regulator 1-like (gene mtfr1l). Gene Ontology annotation, cellular component: mitochondrion. The transcript is spliced from 7 exons. Bases 377 to 1333 code for a protein of 318 amino acids. The record is from RefSeq and is a predicted model, not a curated record. Gene Ontology annotation, biological process: mitochondrial fission; aerobic respiration. NCBI's taxonomy places the organism in Eukaryota, Metazoa, Chordata, Actinopteri, Moronidae.